AUGGCCGUAUCAAACGCUGCUCUAGUAUCCUCUCUCCGGUCGCUUUCGCUGCCCAACUCGAGAUGUACUCUCGGCCCUAGUAGAGCCCUUAACGUUCCUGCACGACCGCGGACGCAGGCGUUCGUGCCCUCGCGCGCCAAGUCCACCAAAGCAAAGACGGACCCUGCUGCCAGCAGCGCAGCCAGUAGUGAUACUGCAAUGGCCAGCAAUGGGCCUGCGAGCGGUGCACCGGGAAGAAGUACAUCGACGAAGAAGAGUCCUGUGACCUCGGAGCAGCAGGAGACGUUGCCUUGGGCAGAGUACCUUGCGAUCCGGAAGAAGAAGCGGAGAUGGGAGACGGCGAUGACAAUCCCUCUUACGAUUGCUGGCUUCGCCGGUGGGGUUGCGUACUUUGGCAACCUGGAUGUGGAUCCCACCAAGCCAAUUUUUAAUGUUGACCCCAUGUUCGUGUAUGGCUUUGCGACUCUGGGGUGCGGAGGUUUGGGAUACCUGUUCGGCCCCAUUGUCGGCUCGACGUUCUGGAGGAUCACGCACCGCCGGACGAUGAGACUUAUCGAGGAACGCGACAAGCAGUUCCACCAUCACAUCGUCAAAAACAGGGUUGAUCCCGCCGCGCAGAGUGCCACGAAUCCGGUACCGGACUACUACGGGGAACGUAUUGGCUCCUUGCACGAUUACAGACAGUGGUUGAGGGAUCAGUCGAAGUUCCGGCGGAAGGCGUUCCUCCCGGAAGAUUAG
Sparassis crispa is the source of this 738-nucleotide messenger RNA. Its product is annotated as Presequence translocated-associated motor subunit PAM17, mitochondrial. The record is from RefSeq and is a predicted model, not a curated record. The coding region runs from base 1 to 738 and encodes 245 amino acids. Gene Ontology annotation, cellular component: PAM complex, Tim23 associated import motor. The transcript has 6 exons. NCBI's taxonomy places the organism in Eukaryota, Fungi, Basidiomycota, Agaricomycetes, Polyporales, Sparassidaceae. Gene Ontology annotation, biological process: protein import into mitochondrial matrix.